Messenger RNA from Guillardia theta CCMP2712, 2832 nucleotides. RefSeq lists its product as hypothetical. The transcript has 6 exons. Bases 1 to 2832 code for a protein of 943 amino acids. NCBI's taxonomy places the organism in Eukaryota, Cryptophyceae, Pyrenomonadales, Geminigeraceae. The record is from RefSeq and is a predicted model, not a curated record.
AUGAACGGGAAUCACGAGAAAGAGAAAUCUGUGAAGGAGGAAGAAAGUGUGGUCCUUGAGGUCGACUCGAACUCAAGAGGGAAUCUUUCCAGCGCAGGCAGCAACUGGGCAACUCCAGGAUGGUCGAUCAGGGAGUAUGUGCACGACCUGCUGCCCCAGUUCACCUGGAGGGUGGGAGUUUUCUUCUUAGUCCUAAUCCUGUCGCUCAACGCCAUCGGCCUCUCCACCAUCUUCACAACGAGGCAGAACCAAAUAGACUCGAGGCGCCUGGAGGCCCAGAGCUUGGCCACCUACUACUCGGCAUUCUUCUCCAAGGAGCUGCAGAGCGCUUUGCUUCCAAUGUACUCCCUCGCCGCCUUCAUCACUCGAGUCCCUGCCCUGACCGACCUCUCUGGGAUUGCGCAAAACUUCAAAUUAGUCCCGCGAGAGGAUGGUAAGGUCUAUCGCAACGUAUCGGGGAUCCCUCAGUCCACUCUGAACAUCUUUUCCGGCACCUGCUCGGACAUCCUGCAGUUGACGUCCCUCAGUCCGACUAUGAUUUCCUUACAGCUUGCUCCCCGGGGGAUUAUCACAAUGACAUAUCCUGCAGCGGGCAACGAGGGUGCGACAGGAUAUGACCAGCUUGAAGACCCGACGAGGGCGCCGGACUCGCUGCGCACGAUCAGCAGCGGGGAGUUCACUAUGUCAGGGCCCGUGCUACUGGUGCAAGGAGGGUACUUCCUGAUCGGCAGACUUCCACUGUUUGUGAAUGUGGACGUUCCGGGCUCGAUGGAUACAAGGAAGAUCGCAGGAGUAGAAAGAGAGGUUGUGGCCGGAAAGAAUUUCUGGGGCUUCGUCACUUGCUUGUUCAACUAUCCCCUCCUCCUCAAUCAAAGUGGGAUCCUUCAGGAGCUGAAGAGUAAGGGGAUAAUCUACAACCUCACCCGCCUGGACGUCUCCUACGCGUCGGGGAAGGCAGUGCAGUCUGUGAAAGUCGUCUCCUCCUCCUCCUCCCAUCCCAUCGGCGACGGUGUGACCGUCACUGUGCAAGUUCCGAACAACGACUGGAAUCUCACAAUUUCGUACGUGAACGGUUUCGCUCCCAGGUGGGUCAAUCCGGCGAUCGUUGCCGUCGUGGUCUGCUCCUUCUUUCUCUCUUGCCUCAUGAUCUUCAUCCUCCUCGUCUACAAGAAGAAGCGACAGUUCGAGAUCGAGGGCGACUCCUGCCUGAGCGAAAAGAUGAGAGAAAUACGGAGACGGCUCAGGCUGAACAAGGAGGAUGGAUUCUUCCUGAGCCACGAGGCUGUUCCCUUCUGGAGAAUGCGAGAAUCUGUCGUCUUUCUGCAGCGACGGCAUCUUGAAGCAGCAGCCCAGCUUGCGCUGUGGCGCGACUUUGACAUAAACCAAGUGGAUGCUCUUUAUGCUUGCAUCGUCGGGGAGGAGCAGGAGCAGGAGCAGGAGCAGGAGCAGGGGGAGCAGGAGAAGGUAGAAGAGCAGCAGGGGAAGGCCCGUAAGCAUCGGUCCCAUCAGUAUCAUGCGUUCAGGAGCUGGCUGCUGGAUGUCAGCACGAACCUGCUGCAGCCCGACUACGACGAGGCCAUAGAGCAUCUGCACGAGCACGAGCACGAGCAGGACAGCACCGAGGAGGAGAGACAGUCGCACGUGAGCAACACCAGCUCCUUCGCUUCGGAGGCUACUAUGAGGGUGUCGAACUGCCACGAGAGGUUCGAGUACUUCAAGGUCAAGGUGUCGAAGAUCCGCAUCUGGAAGGAUGAGAAAUGCGCGCUAUUCAGGAAGCUGAAGGGGUCGGUGAGAGCAUACAUGGAUGAGCUUGCUGGGCUCUGCCACUACCGCUUCGAGCAACUGGUGAGGGAGGUGGGGGGGGCGGAGCUGAUCAAGCUCGAGCGGUUGAAAAUCUUCGAGAUGGGCCCGGCAACUAUCGAUGAAGAGGGGGACGAGGAAAGGAAUGAUGCAGAAGUCGGCCGAGAGGUCAUCAAAUUUCGCCGCCCGAGCGAUAUCCUCAUCCCGGACCAACCCACCUUCCCCGACCUGCGGGGGAUGUUCGAGGGAGGUCUGACGGAAGAGAACUGGUUACAGAUGGCUGCUGUGCGCCAAGACACGGUCGGUGCGAUAAGGCCGACCAGCAUCGACAAGGCUGAGCGAGAAGCGGAGAGCAUGAGCAGCGUCUACUUGUGCAGGAGGGUCAAGGCCUCGUCCUGGAUCCCCAGCUCCACCAACGAGGAUGUGUUCAUUCAUCAGCUGUACAGGAGGGCGACGCUGCUCAAGGAGGAGUUCGAUAAGGCCGUGCUUGCCGUCAUUGACCAGCACUGCACGUUCGACGGACGGAAAGACUUCAAGAAGAGGGCAAGAAGCUACGACAAAGUGGCAGGGCACACGUUCAGCAUGCGGCGCUGCAAGUUCGAGGCUGCUCCGGGAACGCUCUCCGUCCACUUUGCCGCCAUUAAGACCAUCAACCGCAUGCAGGCGAAGCUGGAGAAGUACAAGAACAUCCGCCCCUGGCCCCUCUCGGCCUGCAUCCUCGACCCUGUCCGAAUCUCCAUUGUCUGCACCAGCCCAGCGCACGUGCUGGAGGUUAUGAAGUGGUUCCAGGAAGGAGGGCAGAGCUCGAAGCUUAGGGUAUGCCGGGUGAAGAACAAGUUCGCCUACGACAAGCAGGACGUGCAGGACGGGUACAGAGAUCUCAGUCUCGCCGUCCUCUUCCAAGGACCGAGAAACCUUCGCAUCAUCGGGGAGAUCCAAUUGCAUGACCUCUCGCUCUACAACCUCAAGACCAAGAUGCAUCGCCUCUACCGCGUGAACCGAUCAGCUCACCCGGACAUGCUUGGCACCUGA